Molecule: messenger RNA, 4137 nt
Organism: Thermothielavioides terrestris NRRL 8126
Lineage: Eukaryota; Fungi; Ascomycota; Sordariomycetes; Sordariales; Chaetomiaceae
Exons: 2
Coding region: 1-4137 (1378 amino acids)
Source: RefSeq, a predicted model, not a curated record
AUGGGCCGCCGCCGCAGCAGCAGUCGCGGUCGCGGCGCAAAGAAGCGUGCCUCUCUCCCGUCUCACUCGCUCUCUCACCCUCCCCAGACUCACCACACGCCGCCAUUUUCAGACUCGGCCAGCCCGAGCACUCCCGAAGCCUCCGCGCUUCCCCCGGCCCUGAGGAUGCCUCACACAGCGCCCCAGCGAGGCGGCAAGGCCCGGCAAACCAACAUCACCACGCCCCAUCGCGCCUCGUCUCCUGCGGCUGACCACGCACUGCGUGCCACCUCCCGGACGGACCGGCCCGCCCGCAGCGCGACCUUUCAUCUCUCGUCUUCCAGCUUUGAGUCACCGUCGGCCGCAGACUCCAUCAUGGCUGCUGCCGGCCCUUCCCGCAAGCGGUCCCGGACGUUUGAGACGUCUUACGACGGCGCGGCCGAUGAUGAGGGCCAUUCAAAGGGGGGCCACUCAUUGCGGAAGCGGGCCCGGAUUGACUACACCCAGGAGAUGAUCGAUGACGACCUCGGUCUCCCGGCGCCAAAGAAUGAUUUGUUCGCCAAGCCGGCCGCUGUCACGCCCAGCGCCCGCGGCCGCAGGAGGAAAGGCGUCCACGACGACUCUGGUGAGGAGUCCGAUGGCUUCGCAUCAAAUCCCAAGCGCCAUCACCGCGCCGACAAGUCUCCGGCGCCCGCUCGGCCGGCUUCUUCCCGCCGCCGUCACCCAUCCAAGAAGCUGUCUCCAGAUGCCAGUGCCUACGUCGACCAGCCCUCCGACAACGAGGUGCAGGACACCAUCCUGGUCAGCGUGCCCAACAUGGGCCCGGGCGCGCCGGCGGAGGAGUCGGAUCGCUCCUCGGCCCGCGAGGCCGAGUCGCCGCAGACGUCUUCAGAUGAAAGCGAUGAGGCUCGCGCACGAGGGCUGCCGCCCACGCCGCGUGUGCAACCCUCGGCAUCAAUCAAACAUGAGGUGUCUGUCGCUGCUGAAGACGAGGUGAUUGACAAAAGUCUCAUUCCCGAGCCAGCCGACGAAAAACCGCCGAUUGCGCCUGAACCCAUUUCACUCACGCCCGGCCCCGAGAUUGAACUCGCAGAGCACGCAGAGCGCGCCCCCGAAAAGGACGCCGCAAGCCUGCCCACCGACUUGAUCGUGUCGCCGACGGCUGUGGCAGAAGCCGAUUCAACGAGUGAGCGGCCUGUGCAACUGCCCGAGCAAACGCAUCACCCCCAGCAAGAGCCAUCGGCACUCGCAGCAACAAUUGAAAAAACUGCGCCAGAGAACCCCGCAGCCCAGGAUGCAACGACGGUAGAGGAACCCUCAGCACCGCCUGCUUCUGAACUUGAUGCAGGUGCCACAUCCAUUCCUCCCGUUUCCCGUGCACCUUCCCGCCAGGCCACGAAACCGACCGGGCCAGCAAGACUCAAACAGCUGGAGCGCAUUUACAAUUCGGAAACUCCCUUCGCCUCUCACUUGAAUCUCACACCAUACGAAGACGAGGACGUGGCCCUCCCUGGACCCUUUACAGAGUGGGUGUAUCCCGCCGAGCCUGCGAAGGACGAUUCUACCCCAACAUCAACACCCGCCGCUGCCCCUGCCCCUGCCGAGAAAAAGCCGGCCGAGAUGGAAUGGGAUGCGCGUCGUCGUCUGAAGGCCAGUGAAUUCUUCGCGCUGUACAAGAAGGAAAAGAAGAGACGGCAGGAGAGAGGCGAGCCACCCAUUUCCAUGAUCGAAUUCAACAACGAAUGCGCCCGCCGCUACAAGUCUGCACAUGCCCAGGACGGAGAUUCGCAAACUCCUUCAUCCACGACUGAGUCGGCGGAAACGUCCACUGUCGUGGCAGUGCGACCUGAAAAUCCGGAAAUCACAGUCGAGGAAGAGCUCCCCCAGAACUCACAGGUGGCCGAGUCUGGACAGUUCACAGCUGCUCCAUCUCCAGCCCCGGCUGACGACGCCGCGGACCAGGAGGACGCCGUCGAUGACGAGCAGGAGGCUGAAGAUGCGGUUGAUGAGCAAAUCCCACGGAACGGCCCGGUGGAGCCCGUGGAAGUGACUCGGAAUCCGAGCAAACAAUACUUGUUCCCCAAGAUCCGCGACCCGAACGACUUCGUCGAGGCGUUUGAGGGGUGGCAAGACUUCUCCAACGAGCACCUUUACGAGACCGUCGCUGCCGCCAUAGAGGCCAUGCAUGCGUACCAGCAGGAAUACAACGAGCUCAAGAAGUACCUGGAUGAUGAGGAGAACGCGAAGCGCCGCCAGGCCAACGACAAGACGAUCGUCAACUGGGAGAAUCGCCAGAAGGCCGACGAGCCGUUGCCCUGGCGCCGCCAUUUCGACGACGUCGUGAAGGGCCCCCCCGCGUUCGAGGUGCGCGGAGUUCGUGCCCCCAAACCGUACAUUGAUGACCCCGCCCUGGAGCACCAGAAGGAGGAGGACCGCAUCAUGGCGCAGGCACACGGGUUCAAGCUUAACACCCACCCGACGCAAAUCGGCCGGCAGAACCCCGAAGAGCAGCGCUGGGAGAUGCCCGAGAAUCGGCUCCGGAGAAGGACCGAGAAGGGCGCCGAACUCGCCGAGGAGAACGUCAUCGAGGGCAAGCGCGUCAGGAAGCCGCGCUACGUGUCGGACCAGAGCAAGGAUCCGAGCCGGUCCGGCACCCCCGCGGUUGGCGUCUUGUUUGGCCCCGCUCGGCGCCAGAGGCGCAGGCCCGGGACCGCCACGGCGAACGGCGACGAGCCCGAGGGGCAGGAGCAAGCCCAGCUCGCCGAGAGCUUUGGGGAAUUACCUCGAAAAGGGCGCGCAGCACGAUCCCGCGGGACGGUGCUGCCGGAUGACCAGGACCAAAUCCCCGCCGUCGCAGAAGCAGACAACAACCAGACGGAGGACGAGGACGAGGCGAACGGCAAGACCAAAGUCUUGCGCAGGCGCGGCCGCGCCGCCGCCGCGGUCGCCGAGCCGCCAACCUCCGUCCCGGCUGGCUUCGGCGGGGAGGUCAGCAAGCCAAAGCGUGUGCGCGGCGGGAAAGGCCCGCAAGCGGGGGGCGAGAUCAUCAGCUCGUCCUUCUACAGCAACGCAUCCGCCACCGCCACGCAGCCCGGGUCGAGGCCGUCGACCGCGUCGUCCGAGGCAACUGCCCGCACGGCAGAGACGGUCGAGUCCGCCUACUCCCUGCGGGACAAGCGCAAGCGCAACUUUGCGCUUGAGAACGACCCGGAGCUGGAGCCUCGGCCGCAGAGGCGGAGGGGGCCGCCCGCGCAGAAGCCGGAGCCCGUGGAGCAGAAGAAGCGCGGCCCGCGCAAAAAGGAAACGACCCAACCUCCCCCGCCACCGGCAGCUGCGUCGGCGUCCGUCCCGGCCGCGUCAACCCCGCCGCCGCUGCAGCAGCCCGUCGGCACGAAGUUUUUCAACUUCAUGCCCAGCCCGGCGGGCCACGACGCGGGCAACGGCUCUCAGCCUGUGCCGGCGCAGGCGUCAGGGCCGUUCCUGCACACGUUCAACGCGAGCCCGGCCUUCCCUCCUGGGGCGCCUCCCCCGCCCCCGCCUCCGCCGUCCGUGAAGAAGCCGAUCACGAAGAUCAAGCUCACGAACAACGGGGCUUCUUCUUCGCAGGCCGCUUCGCGGCCCCUGACGCCAGCAAAUGGGCCAUCCAGCGCCAACAACUCCAAGCCCGGCGGCAAGGGCGCGCGCGGCAACAAGGGCCAUUCGGCGAGCGAGACCAAGGCAGGCGCUGCGGCGCACGGCAACGGCGACUUCGAAAAGCCGUAUGCCGAGAUGACCAAGUCAGAGAAGAUGAGCUGGUCGAUGCGGAGACGAUGGGCGUCGGGCGAGAUGCAAGGGGCGGUCGAGAAGCGGCGCAACACGCUGGCGAACAAGAAGGCCGAGAAGGCGGCCAGCAGCACGAACAGCACGACCCCGGCCCCAGCCGACCAGAACACCACGACGCAGGCGACAGAUGCCAGCUCCGCCGGGCGUUCCGGCACCGCUACGCCUGCGUCGAUGCAUGGCCUCGGCCCUGGUCCGCUGGCGUUGCCGCAGGGUCCUCCUCCUCCUCCUCCUCCCGUGCUGUUGCAGCCGGCCCAACCGCACCAGGGAUACCUGCAGCAGCCCCCGCCGUACCCUUAUCCGUUCGGUCCCACGGGUCCCUCGGGGCGGAUGUCUUGA